CAGAAACCCCAGAAGAUUUUUAGGAAUUUCACACAAGAACUCCUCAGUCAGCACUGGGGUACAGGUGGCAAUUAGCUCGGCUAGAGGGGAGGAAAAGACAGCGUAAUUUCUUUUUACUGCUGUGACUAAUUAGUUUGCUAAUGACGCAUUCUUCUCUGCAUCCUCCGUGGAUGGCAGUGAUCCUUUGGGUCCCCCAGGUCCGUGGGGUGUGGGCCUGCGUGCGCUCCUGCCCCCCCAGCUGCGUGUGCACCCCGGAGAGGAGCUGCUCCGUGCUCUGCGACCGCGCCGGGCUGGGGCAGAUCCCCAGCCAGUUCCCCUGCGAGGCCUCCUCCAUCAACCUGGAUAAAAACAGCAUCAAGUUCCUGUCUGAGAGGGCCUUCGGGACGCUGCCUUCCCUCAAGUCCCUGUCGCUGAACCACAACAACAUCUCCUUCAUCACGCCGGGGGCGUUCAAGGGGCUGCCCAGCCUGACGGAGCUGCGCAUGGCCCACAACGAGUUCAUCCGCUACCUGCACACGCGCACCUUCACCGCGCUGCGCCGCCUCGUCAGGCUGGACCUGGCCGACUGCAACCUCUUCAACAUCCCCGACAGGAUCUUCAUCGAGCUGCCCGCUCUGCAGGAGCUCUUCUGCUUCCAGAACAACUUCCGAAGGAUCCCGGGCGCCAUCAGGGGCAUGGAGAACUUGACCCACGUGUACCUGGAGAGGAACAGGAUCGAAGCGGUGGCCUACAACUCCCUGCAGGGCCUGAGCAAGCUGAAAUACCUGAAUCUGCAGGACAACAAGAUAAAUGUCAUCCACGAGCGAGCUUUUCAGGGCUGUCAGAGGAUGGAGUACCUGUACCUCAACGACAACUUGAUCAGCGAGCUGCCUGAAAACUCCUUUGACGGCCUGAGGCGCCUGAAGAUGCUCAACCUGGGGGGGAAUUUUCUCAGGAACAUUUCCAACACCUGGUUCCGGGACUUGGGGGAGCUGGAGUUCCUCUACCUGGACCGCAACAGGAUCAGCUACAUCGAGGAAGGGGCUUUUGAGAACCUCACCAGCCUGGUGGCCCUGCACUUGAACAGCAACAACCUGACGACGCUGCCCUUCUCGGUGUUCGAGCCCGUGUACUUCCUGGGCCGCCUGUACCUCUUCCGCAACCCCUGGGAGUGCGACUGCCGCCUGGAGUGGCUCAAGGAGUGGAUGGAGAACUACCGGCUGGUCAGGGACAUUCCGUGUGCCUCCCCCUCCUCCGUGGCGGGCACCGACCUGACGGACGUGCUCUUCGAGAGGUCUCCUGAAGGGUUCUGCCUCGACCCGCUGGAGCUCAACGUCACGUCCGAGGGGCCCACCCCCAGCCAGGAGCCUUGGUCUACCACGGAGAGCAAGUUCAACAGCCUUAUCUCCAAACUGCUGCUCCAGAUGGGCCUUCCCGAGGAGGUGGCAAACGCCACCGAAGUGUACAGUAACAGCACGCAGCCGGCCGGACUGACCGAAGGGGUUUCUUCUGGCACGGGGGAAGGCAGAACCGAGGCUGGCUCCUGUUCCUGGUACCUCCCUGCACUUUGUACAGUGGCUCUUCUGCUGUGCAAAUAGUCCAAGGGCUGGAUGGAGCAGCGGUUCUGCUUAAGCAUUAAGACCCUGCACCUACUUAGUCGUCAGAGAAAAGUUUUACUGUGGGCCUGUGAUACAUAACGGGCUCCAAACUCUUCCAGUUUGGGUUCAUUGGAUCUGGCUCCAGAUUCCUCUGGGAGCUGGUGAGAUCUGGGUCCAACUCUGGGUGACAAACCUGCCCUGUGGGUGUCCCAGAGCCUCCUGGAUGCUCACAGGGAGAUGAGCAGCACGAAGAUUGAGUUUUGCCUAGAGGUGUGUGCUGUUCCCUGCUGGGAGUGGAGGGAAGAGGGGUCUGUCUAUGGGGUGUUUGUUCCGUCCAACUCGUGAGAGCAAGAUGUUCCACGGUGACUCAGCUUCAGGAGAGCAAGAUGAGGCUGCAAAACCAGAACCCUCUUCAUGUCCUGACAGACACCCACACCCACGGCAGGCACUGCUGAACAACAGGAAACUCCUCCUGAUUUCCCCCAGUGGGUGCAGGAGGGAGCAGGGCAGUCCUGGGCAGCAUCCAGGGAUGCUGGAAUGCUGGAUUCAGCUCUAGGCCUCAUGAAAAGCAGGAAAGUGCCCAGGGAGAGCACCUGCCCCAGGCAGAUUUGGGAUGGGCACAGUAUCUUGCCUGUGACCACAGGCAGGAUUUGGAUCCUUUAACCCUGUUAUCAGGUACCGGUGCAGGAGAACAAGAUGGACCCACUUUUGUCCAAACAUUCUUCUCUGAGGCGAAGCUACUUAUUCCCAUAAUUUCAAUGUGUUUAAUUUUUCAGUGAAUUUAUUAUUUUAAGGAAUACUUUUUUUUUAUUAUUUGUAGCUUAUUUCAUGGUGUGGCAGCAGGGGCAGAGCACGGUGAUGACAAAUGCAACCAGGCCCUAUGACAUAUUUUGUAUUUCCACCAAUAAUAUGUACCAUGUAGUGUGUCAUAUUAUGCCAUACUGAUAAUUUUUUUUUAUACGGCAUCUUAAGUGUUUUAUCUUUGAAAUCUUCAAUGAAAGC
Ficedula albicollis (Collared flycatcher) is the source of this 2579-nucleotide messenger RNA. RefSeq names its product nyctalopin (gene NYX). Lineage: Eukaryota; Metazoa; Chordata; Aves; Passeriformes; Muscicapidae. The record is from RefSeq and is a predicted model, not a curated record. The transcript has a single exon. Gene Ontology annotation, molecular function: protein binding. The coding region runs from base 141 to 1577 and encodes 478 amino acids. Gene Ontology annotation, cellular component: extracellular matrix.